Messenger RNA from Xiphophorus hellerii (green swordtail), 1845 nucleotides. It is a transcript of the gene plpp2a, whose product is annotated as phospholipid phosphatase 2a. The record is from RefSeq and is a predicted model, not a curated record. Gene Ontology annotation, molecular function: phosphatidate phosphatase activity. Gene Ontology annotation, biological process: signal transduction; phospholipid metabolic process; phospholipid dephosphorylation. The transcript has 6 exons. The coding region runs from base 218 to 1081 and encodes 287 amino acids. NCBI's taxonomy places the organism in Eukaryota, Metazoa, Chordata, Actinopteri, Cyprinodontiformes, Poeciliidae. Gene Ontology annotation, cellular component: plasma membrane.
CCUACAAUCAGUCAGUCAGGGAAGCAGGCUGCCAGACGGGUGGGAGGCCAGGUACGCAGCAGCGGAGCAGGAAGAACAACCAGGUCGUUUUUUUCCCUUCUCUAUUGUUUUAUUUCCACGCACCCACUCCCGCAACCAGGUGCUCCUCUCAGCCCACCUGCGUUUUCAGCGACGCGGUUUCGUUCAGGAAAGGCGGCGCAGCGCUGGGGGGGAAAACAUGCCAGAAGACAGGAAAAAGCGGCUCUUCAUCGUGGUGGAUGUUCUGUGCGUGUUUGUCGCGGCUCUGCCUUCAGCCAUCCUCACGCUGAGGUUCAACCCCUAUCGGAGAGGAAUCCACUGCGACGACGAGAGCAUCAACUAUCCCUACAGGAAAGACACCAUCUCCCAUGGAACCAUGGCCGCUGUCACCAUCACCUGCUCUAUGGUCAUUAUCACCACCGGCGAGGCCUACCUGGUGCACACGAAACGCCUGCGUUCAAACUCCACGUUCAACCAGUACCUGUCUGCGCUCUACAAGGUGGUCGGCACCUUCCUGUUUGGCGCGGCGGUCAGCCAGUCCCUGACCGAUUUGGCGAAGUUCACCAUCGGCCGCCCCCGUCCGAACUUCUUGUCCGUGUGCGCCCCGAAGUCCUGCAAGGGAUACGUGCUGGAUAUCAACUGCACAGGCAGCCUGCACAAUGUGACGGAGUCCAGGCUGUCGUUUUACUCCGGUCACUCGUCCUUUGGGAUGUACUGCAUGCUCUUCCUGUCGCUCUACGUCCAGGCCAGGAUGCAGGGGAAGUGGACGAGGCUGGUCCGGCCCACCAUCCAGUUCUUCCUGGUGGCGUUUUCUCUCUACGUUGGAUACACACGCGUCUCCGACUACAAACACCACUGGAGCGAUGUCCUGGUGGGGCUGCUGCAGGGCGCGCUCAUCGCUGUGCUCACGGUUCGACACGUGUCGGAUUUCUUCAAGCAGCGGCCGCCGCUCUGCUCGCAGGCGGACGAACAGGCGGAGGAGGAGCAACUCGAGAGCAAGCCGAACCCGCAGCCUCUGGACUCGCAGCACGGAAACCACUACAGCCACCCCGGACUGGCGUGAGCCGCAGACGAGCGCCGGCGGCAGCCGCUCCGUUAUCCACAGAACUGUUUUCUAAAAGCACAAAUAACCCACACAGAAAACUUUGACACGGCUAUUUUAUGACUAUGACAAGUAUGAUUCCCCCAAAACCUGUUAGAACAGAAACUUGAUGUUUUUGUGGGUGGGUGUGUUUUCUGCAGAAAGAUGUGCCCAAUUGACUUGUGUGUGUGUGUGUGUGUGUGUGGAUUUGUGCACCAGUGUAGAAUAAUUAUAUUUUAUAUCGUCUCUUAAUCACUCAGCUUUUCAAAUUGUGCCAAAUUAAAAGUGACAGUUUUAAACAAAUGGCAAGAGAACGUUCCUCUUCUUCAGUCGAAUAACAAACCCUUGCCGCGUUGUCGCAGUCCGGAUCGGUUUUAUAUUCGCUGCAGCUGAAUGUAUCUGCACAUCCCUGACGUUUUAAUUUUCCUAUGCAUGUGUUUUUAUCCUCCUCAGAGGCAGGUGCAUCUGUUCAGCCAUGUUCUCCUCUUUAUAGCUAUUGUAUGCGAUGAAUAUGUCAUUUCAAGAUUAACACGUUUUCUAUGUUACAGUGGCAGUUCCUGCUUUGAUGGCACGUCGACUAAUAGAGAGUUAAGUUUUAUAUAUUUUAAAGAAUCUGUCGACAGAAUAACUAUCUCCAGGUUUUAACUAGUGUAUAUAUUGUUUUGAUUCUUGUCUCAUGCGAAAUGGUUCUAAAGACAAAAAGGCAAGGAAAACAAAUGGAAUAAAGAUUUCAUACAUUUCAGGUA